AUGGACCAUUUGAAAAACAAAUCCACCAAGAAAUUUUUAAAUAAAAUUUUUCACCCGGCUGGAAAUAAGAAAAACUCAUCGUCGGUUUCACCCCAUGAGAAUGAUAGUUUUGCUACUUCUUUCGUUGCCUUGGAUCUUUCUAACCAACUUCAGAGACGUUAUUCCUUUUCUAACGUUCAUGAAAACGGAAGGCAAAAAUUAUUAGCCGCAAAGAGAAAGGAAUAUCAGGAAAAAAUGGAGGCGUUUGACGAUCUUAUCCAAAGACGACGUGGAGUUACAUUGACUUAUGCUUUGAAUUCGGAUGCUUUAAGUCGCUAA
Molecule: messenger RNA, 318 nt
Organism: Racocetra persica
Lineage: Eukaryota; Fungi; Glomeromycota; Glomeromycetes; Diversisporales; Gigasporaceae
Source: the annotation of a GenBank genome assembly